Messenger RNA from Cryptococcus amylolentus CBS 6039, 737 nucleotides. RefSeq lists its product as hypothetical. Lineage: Eukaryota; Fungi; Basidiomycota; Tremellomycetes; Tremellales; Cryptococcaceae. The coding region runs from base 127 to 465 and encodes 112 amino acids. The record is from RefSeq and is a predicted model, not a curated record. The transcript has 2 exons.
CCGCGCGCUCAUCCUUCAACAUCCACCCAUCCACCCAUCACCUCAGCCCCCCGUCGAUUUGCAUACGCGUCAACGGCAUCUCAUCUCUUAUAUCCUCGAUAGGCUGACACCUACCCUCUAGUAGCAAUGCUCACAGCCGCCGCCGACAAGAAGGAAGUCAAGAAGGCUGCCCCCAAGCAGAAGCGCGAGAAGAUGGACCCCAACAAGCCCAAGCAAGCCCUCUCCGCCUACAUGUUCUUUGACCAAGACAACCGAGAGCGCAUCAUGGCCGAAUACCCCGGCGCUACCUUUGAUCAUGUCGGCAAGCUUUUGGGUCUCAGGUGGAAGGAGAUGAGCGAUAGCGAGAAGGAGGUGUGUCUUUCUUCCUCUUCUCCUCUCUCUUGUCUUUCUUGUCUUUCUUGUCUUUCUCGCGCACCGCCUGACAUGUGUCUUAGCCCUACUACAAGAAGGCCGCCGCCGACAUAACUCGUGCCGAAAAGGACAGCGCCGCGUACAAGGCCGACAGCCAUCCUUGAGAAGAAGUCCGAGAAGGCUGCUCCUAAGGAGUAAAGUAUGAGGCGCCGAGGGGAAAUAAUUCAUUUCUGCUUCGUUUUUGUCCAUGAAACCGUCCUUUCUGCUCCCUCAUCAUUGAUCUAUCGUCUCCAUCUCGAUUGAUUGUCUGCCCGUAGACUACUCAAUAAUAUUAUGCUAAUGACUCAAACCAAUGUCCUCUUUCUCCAAUCAAAUAUUCACUGCCC